Molecule: messenger RNA, 1122 nt
Organism: Carica papaya (papaya)
Lineage: Eukaryota; Viridiplantae; Streptophyta; Magnoliopsida; Brassicales; Caricaceae
Source: RefSeq, a predicted model, not a curated record
CAUGAUAAAUUAAAAAUAUAAAUUAGGUUGUUUGGAUUUUCAGUUUCAAACAUUAUAAUUUAAAAUUUAUUCGUUUAAUAUGAAGUAGAUACAUUUAUGAACUGAUUUAAUUUAAUUUAUUUGAAGAUAAAAUUACUGCUUAAUUUGGUGGCUAUUUUUUCUCUUCAAAUUUGGUUGUACCUAUGUCGACUUCUCUUCAACAAUGGAGAGAGAGAGAGAGAGAGAGAGAGAGAGAGAUAUGAGGGUGCAGAGACAAAUUGAACAAGAAAGUGAUACUGGAGGCAAACUAGUACUUGGACCUAUAACUAGAGUGUAGUUAGUGAUUAAAUGAUCUAUAGAAUAAUAAAGCUCAAGUUUUCCUUUCUUUUCUCUUAACAUUCUACCAUAUCUUUAUUGUACGUAUCAUCUGUAAGGGAUCGAUGUGCAAUCAAAAGGCUUGUAAACAAAAUUCUAAUAUGUUUGAUUUUUUCCUUUCAUCUUGAGUCUGUACCCUUGCAACUGCAUUAUUCAAGUUAUCAAUUUCUAAGAAGCCAACAAGCUUCAUUCCUUAAAGAUUUUUACCUCAAUUCUCCGCAGAGAACAUCACACAACAUCAGUAACUCAUAACUCGUAUUAAAAAAAUGGAACCCUCUCCCUCUCACUCUGCAACUCCUCCUCUACCCUCCAAGGAAUCACUUAUUAAGCGCUACAAGCCCAUCUGGCGUCUUCUUUUGAUCUUCAAUCUCGCUCUAGGAGGUUAUAUGUUCGCAAAAUCUAGAAAAAAGAAUAUGACCAUGGAGGACAGAGGAGAUGCAAAAACUGGUCUAGAAGAAAGCAAAGCUGCAGUGAAAUACCCUUUUGCUCCUACUGCAACUAUCCCUUUCGUUGAAGAACCACUAAUCCCGAUUGUCGCAACAAAGCCUGUUAAAGUGCAAGAGCCGAUUCCUGAAGAUCAACAGAGGGAGCUUUUCAAGUGGAUUUUGGAAGAGAAAAGGAAAAUCAAGCCCAAGAACCCUGAAGAGAAAAAAAGGAUUGAUGAAGAGAAGGCAAUUUUGAAACAGUUUAUCCGUGCAAAAUCUAUUCCAAAAUUAUGACUAAUGCUUCUCUUCAUACUUGGGAAAUCUAUUUUUCUAUUGCUCAAAA